This is a messenger RNA of Schistocerca piceifrons (Central American locust), 726 nucleotides long. Its product is annotated as trypsin-like. Gene Ontology annotation, biological process: proteolysis. The transcript is spliced from 6 exons. Gene Ontology annotation, molecular function: serine-type endopeptidase activity. The record is from RefSeq and is a predicted model, not a curated record. Lineage: Eukaryota; Metazoa; Arthropoda; Insecta; Orthoptera; Acrididae. Bases 1 to 726 code for a protein of 241 amino acids.
AUGUCGGUACCACAGGGACGCAUAGUCAACGGCGAAGAAGCGGAACCAGGCGAAUUUCCUUUCAUGCUGUCGCUGCAGCAGGGUGAGGCUCACUGGUGCGGCGCCUCCAUCUUGAACGAGCAGUGGGGGAUCACCGCAGCCCACUGUCUCAAACAGGUCAACCCAUACGGGGUGCUGGCUGGUACCAUCCAACUGAAAGAAGGGGGUACGAGACACAACGUGACAGAGAUCUACAUUCAUGCAGAUUAUAACGCCUCUGAUUCCUAUGUCAAUGAUAUAGGGGUAUUCAGGGUGACGCCAGAUUUUCAAUUUGAUGGCGAGACAGUGGCGCCAAUACCGCUGCCAGAGCAGGGGGAACUGCUUCCAGAUGGCGUCAACAUCACUGUCAUGGGCUGGGGAGAUCUCUGGGCUGGAGGGCCGCAUCCAUAUUCCCUGCGAAAAGUGGACUUAACAACAGUCAACCAAGAGGAGUGCCAGGCGGUGUGGGCCACAGAGAACGACCCUAUCUACGAUACGCAGUUAUGCGUUGCUCGUUUUGAAGACAUAAACUACGACUCCUGCACCGGUGAUUCAGGCGGUCCGCUGGUCUACGAGGGAAAGCUUGUGGGGCUGGUGUCGUGGGGCUACAGGUGUGCCACCCCUCCCUACCCCUCGAUUAACACCCGAGUCUCCAGCUACGUCAACUGGAUCACCGAGACCACCAGUGGAUCAGUGGUGCCGCACUAG